Messenger RNA from Tilletiopsis washingtonensis, 798 nucleotides. RefSeq lists its product as hypothetical. The record is from RefSeq and is a predicted model, not a curated record. The transcript has a single exon. Lineage: Eukaryota; Fungi; Basidiomycota; Exobasidiomycetes; Entylomatales. Bases 1 to 798 code for a protein of 265 amino acids.
AUGCGCUUCUCCAUUCUCCUCUCCGCUGUUCUCGCCGCCCUCGCCGUCUCCGCACUGCCCAUCGGCAACCAGGCCGACGCGCUCAUCGUGCGCGACAUCGCCGCUCGCGCCUUCGAGACCAACGGCCGCCGCGACUCCGCGGUCAUCGCCACCAACAACCGCCGCGACUCCGCGGUCAUCGCCACUCACAACCGCCGCGCUCCUGCGCCGCAGAUCACCAAGGGCCGUCGCGACGACGAUGUCGAGGUGCUGCCGCGCAGUAACGGCGUAGCCAACUCUCGCCGCGCCGUCGAGACCAACCACCGCCGCGAGCCGCAGGUCUCGCUCCGCGCCAUCGCAACCAACGCACGCCGCGACGGCGAGGGCAACGCUCCUCGGGCAGUUGAGACCAACCACCGCCGGGCACCCGAGCCCAGCAACGGCGUGGCCAACUCCCGCCGGGCACCCGAGCCCAGCAACGGCGUGGCCAACUCCCGCCGGGCACCUGAGCCCAGCAACGGCGUGGCCAACUCUCGUCGGGCACCUGAGCCCAGCAACGGCGUGGCCAACUCUCGUCGGGCACCCGAGCCCAGCAACGGCGUGGCCAACUCUCGCCGAGCACCCGAGCCCAGCAACGGCGUGGCCAACUCUCGCCGCGCCGUCGAGACGAACCACCGCCGUGCGCCCGAGCCGCAGGUCACGCACCGCGCCGUCGACGCCGACGUCUUGCCUCGCAGCAACGGGGUGGCUAACUCUCGCCGCGCCGUCGAGACGAACGAGCGUCGUGCACCGGCUCCGCAGGCCACGCACCGUCGCUGA